Molecule: messenger RNA, 1929 nt
Organism: Rhea pennata
Lineage: Eukaryota; Metazoa; Chordata; Aves; Rheiformes; Rheidae
Gene: GPALPP1
Product: GPALPP motifs containing 1
Exons: 8
Coding region: 44-1123 (359 amino acids)
Source: RefSeq, a predicted model, not a curated record
AGAGGCGAGAGAGGAGCGGCUCGGAACGGGGCGCCCGGCGCGCAUGCGCGCUGCCCGCCGCCCGGCCAUGGCGCGCGAGCUCAUCGGCCCCGCGCUGCCGCCGGGCUUCCCGCGCCGCGGCGAGGCGGACCCGGAUGAGGACUUCAGCGAGGUUGCAGGACCAGCGCUGCCUCCAGGCUAUAAAAGCAGCUGUAGCUCAGAAGCAUCUGAGAGUGAUGAUGACUCAGAGUCUCUUCCUCUACCCAGAGAGGCAGAUAAAGAUUCUGAGGAGUCAGAAGGAGUUCCAACACCCAAAAAGCCAAAAAGAAUUCAGGAAGAUGAUAAUGAUGAUGAUGAUGGAUUUUUUGGACCUGCUCUUCCUCCUGGUUUCAAAAAACAGGAUGAUUCUCCAGAGAGGCCCAUUAUAGGUCCUGCAUUACCACCUGGCUUUAGGAAACCUUCAGGGAACACUGGGAAUAACAAAUAUUCCAUAGGACCUUCUGUUUCAUCAGAAUCCUGUACCCAGGUAACAGAUAGUAGUGAAGAGGAAGAUGAUCUUAUAGGCCCAAUGCCUGCAAAAGGACCAGUGGAGUCUGAUGUAACUAAAGAAUUUGAACGCAGAGCUCAGAGAAUGAAGGAAAAACUUACUUCAGCAGACAAUGAUGAAGCCAAGCAAGUUACCAGGGAAUCAUGGAUGACAGAGCUUCCACCUGAACUGAAAAGCUUUGGGUUUGGCCCAAGAACAUUCAAGAGAAGAGCCGAUGAAAAAUCAGGCGAUAGAUCCAUUUGGACAGAUACUCCAGCUGACAGAGAGAGAAAAGCCAAAGAAAGAGAAGAGGCAAAAAAGUCGGCCAGUAAGAAUAAUGAAGAAGUUGUAUUGUCUGAGAGAGACAAGAGACUUGUUGAGCAGGUGACUUCAUACAAUGAGUCAAAGAGGUCAGAAUCUCUCAUGGACAUACAUCAUAAAAAGCUAAAAAGCAAAGCAUCUGAAGAAAAGAACAAACCUCAAGAAAGAAGGCCAUUUGACCGAGACCAGGAUCUCAAAGUCAAUCGAUUUGAUGAAGCACAAAAGAAAGCCCUAAUAAGAAAAUCUAGAGAUUUGAACACUAAAUUUGAGCAUAGUAAAGGCAAUAUGUUUUUAUAAUAUAAAAGCUUGAAGCUUUUUUGAAGUGAAGUCAAUUGAAUUUCAAAUACUUAUUUUUUUAAGUAUGUUUCUGUAAAUAUUUGUAUGCAAAAUAAAUAUCCUAUUGUUUUAGAACUAUUUUUCCUUUUCUGUAAAUAUUCGGAAAUAACAUCUCUAUUAAAAACAAAAUGAAAAAAGAAUGUACUGAUUAAAAAUGCAAAUAAUGUAAACUUGCUACUUUAAAACAGUCGUUUUUUGUUAUCAUAAAAUUAAUUUAAAUAAGUAUUUUUAAGGAGCUUUACAACCAAUCUUGCAGUAGGGCUGUCAGUUUCCUCCUUUCACCUACCACACUUAAGAUCUGUUUGCUGUCUGAAUAUAUUCUACUACAUUUAUAACCUGAAGGCCAUGAAAGAUUUGCCAUUAGGCUUGUGGGCAGGGCACUGCUUGACUGGAGGUUCUGCUGGGGAGUAUAAACUAAAAUGACACCUUUCACUUCCAACAAUUGCUUGUAUUUCUGGAGAUGGUCUGUGUCUGCACGAAUAAGGGGUUUGUAUAUGUGCAGAAUUAUUUCUGUGCUAUAGCAGGGAGAGGCAGUGUUAGCAGAAGAGGUAGUAAAACCCCAAGAUUUUCAGAUUUAAUUAUAAAACUGGUCUACAUGAAGAGGAAAUCUAAUCUUGAGUUUUCAAUUUUCAUCAGCAAACCCAUUUAAUUUAAGAAAAUGCAAUGUGAAAAUCAAACGAUAGUAAAUCUUACUUUGUCAGUUACUUUGCAGAGCAGAAUGGCUCUUUUGUCUCAAAAAGGAAAUAAAUUUGCUAUUUAAAAAUCUA